Molecule: messenger RNA, 1691 nt
Organism: Hevea brasiliensis (rubber tree)
Lineage: Eukaryota; Viridiplantae; Streptophyta; Magnoliopsida; Malpighiales; Euphorbiaceae
Product: protein ECERIFERUM 26-like
Exons: 2
Coding region: 31-1371 (446 amino acids)
Molecular function (GO): acyltransferase activity, transferring groups other than amino-acyl groups
Source: RefSeq, a predicted model, not a curated record
UUAGAAAUCCUCUAAAAUUCUCAAUUAACGAUGGCUGAGGUCACAUACAUUUGCAAACGUACUGUGGUAAGCUCAAAACCAGUGCAACCAGGAAAAUCCUACCCUUUAUCAGUUCUUGAUCGCCUUAUGGAGCGAAGCCACUUAAGGAUUGUGUACUAUUUUCAAACUCCAAAAGGGAGGAAGCUUGGAGAAAUGACUAAGAAGCUGAGAGAAUCCAUGUCAGAAACGCUCACUUGUUUUCCGGCAGCGACUGGAAGGUUGCUGAAAGACCAAGAUGGGCAUUGGAUGAUCAAGUGUAAUGAUGCAGGAUUAAGGAUGGUGGAAGCUAGAGCUAAAGGAAGCGUAGAGGAGUGGCUGGAGAGUGUAGACAGGGAGAAGGAGCUCAUGCUUAUUCACUGGGAAGAAAUGUUUCAUAAGCCUUAUUUUUGGUCCACCUUCUAUGUUCAGCUGACAGAAUUUGAAGAAGGUGGCUUAGCAAUUGGCUUGAGCUGCUUCCACCUUCUAGCUGAUCCCACUUGUGCCACCAUGUUCAUCAAGGCCUGGGCUGACACAACCUUAGUUGGAAAAAUGAUUAGUCCACCUUUUUUCCACCCACUGCCUCCCCGGAGGCCCGGCAACAAAAAUCUCAACCGCCAGCCUUACACCCACUUGAUCAAUUACUACAGUUCCAUCGUAGAGAAAACAAAUUCGGUCACAUCCACAGGGUUCGCAACCAUCGCUCUAGUGUUUCCAGAUCCUAUGGUCCGAGCCUGCAUAGCCAUGGCUCGAACCACUAGUGCACCUGACCACCCAAGCCCAUCACCCUUCCAGGUACUAUCUGGGCUCUUUUGGGUUUGUAUAAGCAAGGUUAAGGGAAAAGGAAAUGGGCUCAUUGAUAUGUGCAUAUGUCUGGAUAUGAGGAAUGUGUUGGGCCUUGAUAAAGGGUUCUUCGGCAAUUGCACGGUUUAUAACAAUGUCCAAGCAGAUUAUUCAGGAGAAGAUAAAUUAUUAUCAGGUGCUACUCAGGCUAUUGAAGAAGUGAUGGCAAAAAUGGACAUUGAGGGGAUCAUGGAUUUGAUCGAGUGGCUUACAUCUAAUGAUUGCAAAUAUCCUCCUCUGAUGAACGGUUGUGAUCUGAUAUGUGGUAGCUUGGAGGAAGUGGACCCAUAUUUGGCCACAUUUGAAGAUGGUUAUGCACCUAUUCGUGUUUCUUAUCACGUGGAACCAUCAGCUGGAGCAGGUCAGGUUUUGGUCCUUCCAUGGAGACGGGGUGAGGGUGAAAUGAGCAGGGUGAUCAUGGUUACGCUCCCAGAGGAUGAGAUGGUUAGGUUACUUGAAGAUGAUCUCAUUCUACGCUUCUGUCCAACCAUUUUAAUGGGAACCAAUAAAUGAACUAGAUAGAUUAGUACUCGUAUUGAAAUAAAUGUAUGAAUAAAGAUGUUGAAUUGGAGAUGAGUUUUAUCUGGGGCCUGGCAAUUUAAUUUCCUGGCAUCAGAAUUGAUCACGUCUACAUAUUAAUACAGAGCCAUGAAGGUGACGGACCCCACAGUAUGGUGUAAUUUGCAAAUUGGAAUAAUGAUACUUUUCUUGAUCGUGUAAGUCAAAACCUCUCCAACGCUUGUUUCCCAUAUAUAGAAACAACAGUAAUUACAAAAUGAUGGGAAAGAGAGGAAGACAGUGCAGAAAUUAAAUAUUAGCCACGCUUCAUUAAA